Colletotrichum spaethianum is the source of this 2637-nucleotide messenger RNA. Its product is annotated as multiple RNA-binding domain-containing protein 1. Gene Ontology annotation, molecular function: mRNA binding. Bases 1 to 2637 code for a protein of 878 amino acids. Gene Ontology annotation, cellular component: cytoplasm; nucleus; ribonucleoprotein complex. The transcript is spliced from 2 exons. Lineage: Eukaryota; Fungi; Ascomycota; Sordariomycetes; Glomerellales; Glomerellaceae. The record is from RefSeq and is a predicted model, not a curated record.
AUGGCUGCUCCUACUACCGCCCCUACUACAACAAUGGAGACCUCCCGUAUCUUCGUCAGGGGGCUUCCACCCAAGAUUACUGAGGCCGACUUCCGACAUCACUUUUCGGCUGGAGGUCGUGAGGUGACGGAUGUGAAGGUUAUUCCCCAAAGAAGGAUUGGUUAUGUCGGGUACAAGACACCAGAGGUUGCUGCCAAGGCAGUCAAGUACUUCAACAGAUCCUUUAUCCGCAUGUCGAGGAUCAAUGUCGAGCUCGCAAGGCCGGUAUGUCGCGACUCUGCUAAGAAAAGAAACGAGUUUCAUAUGCUUAUGCUUAUACCCCUAUUCCAGAUCACUGAUCCCACCCUCCAACACGCAAAGGGUGUUGCUGGGCAGGUGUUUGUGGCAACACCAUCAGGCUCAGCCACUCAAGCGCUACCAAGUAUCGAGGAGAAGGAUGCAAAGAAGAAGCGCAAGCGGGAGGACUUGGAUGAGUCAGAUCCCAAACUGCGCGAAUUUUUGCAAGUCAUGGGCCCUAGCAAGAAUGCUGCAAAUGAGAUGUCAGAUGUCAUGGACCCUGUUGCUGUCAAAGAGCAGAAGAAGUUGCUCCAAGACGGCGAGAGUGACGAUGAGUAUGAGGCUAUCCCGUCUCGGCCUGAGAAACGGCAGAUGAGGGAGACACCAAAGGGAGAGCAGCGUUCGGCGCCCACGCCAGAAAAGGAUGAGGCGAUGUCUGACGCUGCUCCUGUUCCUGGGUCCACGGAAAAUGUGUUCCAGGAGCAGGCUCCCGCUGCUCCCACCGACGCGGCCACGACGGACGAUGAUUGGCUUCGUUCGAGGACGAACCGUUUGUUGGAUCUAGUGGAUGACGACGAGGUGCUCCAACCUCCAGUUCAACAGAACAGUGGAGAGACAGCCGGAAGUGUAUCCAUGGAACAACAAAAGCAGCCCGCAAAGGCUCCGGAGCUACCCAAGGGCGAGACCAAGGGUGGGGCUGCCGUAGAGGACGCCCCAGGUCCUUCUGAGAAGGUCGAGGAGAACGACACUUUUGCCACCAUCAAGCGGAACGCUAGACUGUUUGUGCGAAACCUGCCCUUCGGUGCCAACGAAGAGGACCUGCGGACGCACUUUGGACAGUACGGAGAACUCCAAGAGGUACAUUUGCCAGUUACUGCUGGAGGCGCAAGCAAGGGCUUCGCCAUGGUACAGUUCACGAGUGGAGAGUCAGCUGUUGUUGCAUUCCAGUCGACGGAUGGUCAGACCUUCCAAGGGCGACUUUUGCACGUCUUGCCUGCUGAGGGAAAGCGUGAUGCCGGGCUGGACGAGUUCGCAAUCUCAAAGCUGCCCUUGAAAAAGCAGAACCUGAUCCGCAAGAAGGCGGAGGCUGCCUCUAGCACGUUCAACUGGAAUUCUCUCUACAUGAACCAAGACGCAGUCAACGCCUCCGUGGCGAGCCGCUUGGGUGUGUCUAAAUCGGAACUUUUGGACCCCACGUCGGCGGAUGCUGGCGUCAAACAGGCCAUCGCCGAGACGUCGAUCAUCCAGGAGACUAAGGCAUACUUUGUGUCGAACGGUGUGGAUCUCGAUGCCUUCAAGUCACAAAAGCGGGGCGACACGACCAUUCUAGUCAAGAAUUUCCCGUUCGGGACCACGAUGGAGGAGCUGAGAACCAUGUUUGAGGAGCACGGCACCGUCCUGAGAGUAUUGAUGCCACCCAGUGGUACCAUUGCCAUUGUCGAGUUCGCUCAGCCAGCACAUGCAAAGGCGGCGUUCGCCAAGCUCGCAUACAGACGUAUCAAGGACACUGUACUGUUUCUCGAAAAGGGCCCUAAGGAUCUUUUCAAGAAUGAUGCCUCCGUAGACAUGACGCAGGGCAAGGAGGAUCGGCCCACCGGUGUCCAGAAGCUCAGUGUCACGGAGCUUUUGGGACGGGAUGAGCAGGGUGAGACUGACAUUGAGACUACGUCCUUGUUUGUCAGAAACCUCAACUUCUCCACGACCACGGAAAAGUUGGCAGAGACAUUUACACCGUUGGACGGCUUCGUCUCCGCCAGAGUGAAGACUAAGAUGGACCCCAAGAAGCCCGGACAAGUACUGAGUAUGGGCUUCGGCUUCGUCAUCUUCAAGACCAAGGAACAGGCACAGGCGGCUCUCAAGGCCAUGGAUGGGUUCGUGCUCGAAGGUCACACCCUUGCCGUUAAAGCUUCGCACAAGGGCCAGGAUGCCGCAGAAGAACGUCGGCGGGAGGACAAGGCCCGCAAGACAGCGGGGCAACGGACGAAAAUUGUUAUCAAAAACUUGCCCUUCGAAGCGACUAAGAAGGACAUCCGCACCCUUUUCGGCACUUACGGCCAGCUUAGGGCGGUGCGCCUGCCCAAGAAAUUUGGCAAUUCGACAAGAGGUUUCGCUUUCGCCGAGUUUGUCACCCCUCGGGAGGCGGAGAACGCGCUCAACGCGUUGCGAGACACCCAUUUGCUGGGCCGCAGGCUGGUUCUCGACUACGCAGAGGCCGAGGCCGUCGACGCGGAGGAGGAGAUUGCCAAGAUGCAGCGCAAGAUUGGUGGACAAGUUAACAAGGUCGCCAUCUCGCAACUCAUGGGCCAGAACAGGAAGAGAGUCAACAUUGGAGGCGACAACGCCGACGAGAUGGAUAUGUGA